Molecule: messenger RNA, 2052 nt
Organism: Oldenlandia corymbosa var. corymbosa
Lineage: Eukaryota; Viridiplantae; Streptophyta; Magnoliopsida; Gentianales; Rubiaceae
Source: the annotation of a GenBank genome assembly
AUGUGCUCAAAAUCACCUCAGGAUCACCCUUGUGGUGUGCAACUCUUCGUCAUUGUACUUGUGUUGCUCUGUGCUUGUUUUAAUGGAUUUGCAGCAUUUGACAUUGAGGCAAAUCAGUCAGCCUGGCUGUCAAUAGAUGCCUCUCCGUCUUCAGCAAAAAGGAUAUCCAAAGCUAUGUUUGGUAUAUCUUUUGAGGAGAUCAAUCAUGCUGGAGCUGGUGGAUUGUGGGCAGAGUUAGUCAAUAACUCAGGUUUUGAAGCUGGGGGAGAGAACAUUCCUUCAAAUAUAUAUCCUUGGACUGUUUUGGGGGAUGCAUCACAGUUAAUUGUAUCGACAGAUCGUUCAUCAUGCUUUGAAAGAAAUAAAGUUGCACUUAAAAUGAAGGUCCUUUGUGACAGUCAAGGAGCCAAUAUUUGUCCCAAUGGAGGAGUUGGUGUAUAUAAUCCUGGAUUUUGGGGCAUGAACAUCAAACAAGGGAAGGCAUAUCGAGUUAUUAUGUACGUUCGAUCUUUACAACCAGUGGACAUAUCCAUUUCACUAAGAAGUGCUGAUGGCUCACAGAUUCUGGCUACUUCUAACAUUGUUUCUUCUGAAGUUACAACCUGGACAAAGACUGAGGUUAUGUUGGAGGCAAGUGGAAGUGAUCCAAAUUCCAGGUUGCAACUCACGACGACUAGAAAAGGUGUCAUUUGGUUGGAUCAGGUGUCUGCAAUGCCAGUGGAAACAGUCAAGGGACAUGGAUUCCGAAAUGAUCUUUAUCAAAUGCUUUCAGAUUUGAAACCUGGGUUCAUCAGAUUCCCUGGGGGUUCCUUUGUGGAUGGUGGAUGGUUAAGGAACUCUUUUAACUGGAAAGCAACUGUUGGACCAUGGGAAGAAAGGCCUGGACAUUUUAACGACGUCUGGGGCUACUGGACUGAUGACAGACUCGGCCUGUUUGAAUUUCUUCAGCUUGCUGAAGACUUGGGAGCAAUGCCAAUAUGGGUUUUCAACAAUGGAGUUGGUCCCAAUGAUGAAGUCAAUACUUCAAGAAUCUCGCCCUUUGUACAAGAAAUUCUGGAUGGAAUCGAGUUCUCAAGAGGCGACUCUAAUUCAACAUGGGGAAGUGUCCGCGCAGCAAUGGGACAUCCACAACCAUUUGAUCUGAGAUAUGUUGCUAUUGGGAAUCAGGACUGUGGAAGGUUCAACUAUCGAGGAAACUACCGCAAGUUUUACAAUGCCAUUAAAAGUGCCUACCCAGAUAUCCAAGUGGUCUCAAAUUGUGAUGGCUCUACUCGACCUCUGGAUCAUCCAGCGGACUUUUACGAUAUUCAUGUUUAUGGUGAUGCAAAUUCUGUUUUUGGUGCGGCUCAUAUGUUUGAUAAUGCAAUCCGGAAAGGCCCUAAGGCUUUUGUGAGCGAGUAUGCUGUGACAGGAAAUAAUGCAGGCAGAGGAAAUCUUCUAUCUGCACUUGCUCAAGCCGGAUUCCUUAUUGGCCUGGAACGAAACAGUGAUGUUGUUGAAAUGGCAAGCAAUGCACCUCUUUUUGUGAAUGACAAUGACAGAUCGUUUAAUCCAGACGCCAUUGUAUUUGACUCCUCACGAGUGUAUGGAACGCCGUGCUAUUAUAUGCAGCAAUUUUUCAGAGAAUCAAAUGGUGCAACUCUUCUAAACUCCACAAUCAACCCAUCUUCACUAGCUGCAUCUGCUGUACUCUGGAGAUCUCCCCAGAAUGGCAGGAUUUAUUUGAGGAUAAAGGUUGUGAACAUGGGUAGUAACAUGGUGAAUCUGAAGAUAUUGACAGACAAACUGGAUUUGGAUGUCGACACAACAGAUCCGGCAAAUGGUGGUUCUACCAAAACUGUAAUGACAGCUACCAGUUUGAUGGACGAGAAUUCUUUCAAUCAACCAAAUAAGGUGUUUCCUGUGAAAUCUUCAUUGAAGGGAAUUGUUGGUAAAAAUAUGGUUGUCCCUAUUUCUCCAUACUCAUUAACUGGCUUAGAUUUGUUGACCAAGAACACAAAUGCCAUUGCUCCUCUCGUCCAAGAAUUUACUGCUUCUGUCUUCAUUUUUUAA